Molecule: messenger RNA, 296 nt
Organism: Cetraspora pellucida
Lineage: Eukaryota; Fungi; Glomeromycota; Glomeromycetes; Diversisporales; Gigasporaceae
Source: the annotation of a GenBank genome assembly
CUUUAAUACAUGAUGAAUGUGAAUACAUUGACUUGGAUGAGAUUGAAUCUGUAAAUGCUGAUCUCCUUGAAGAAUUCUUCCCAACAAUGGAUGAUGAAAUGGAUGUAGAAAUUAAAGAGACCCCAACAAAAAUUCAAAAUUUAACACCAUGUGUAAUUAUAGAUUACAUUAAUAGUGAAGUAAAGCACUGUAAUAGCACUACAAAUCUGUGGCGAUUGCAGCAAAUAAUAGGAACAAGGAAAAUAGAUGCACAUGCAGUUGAAAAUAUUCAAGGCAAUAGCACAACAAAUUUAUGA